GGAGCUCGAGGCCUUUGUCACCUCUUGGAACUUCGCCCACUACAAGCGCGUCCUGUAAAAGAUGCAAACUGUGUGCAUCUCCCUCCCCGGGUGGGAAGCGAGAAACGACGGGGUCGUCGCCUCUCUGUAUGAUGGAUGAUGGUUCCUAGAUGGAUAGAUUUGUUUUGGUCCGGGCUUUUUUCCCUAGCGUCAUCAUUCUAGAUUAGCAUGUUCAGCCUCUCUGAUCUUUAUGGAAAGACACUGAUUUUUCAGACUUUGCAACGACCCAACUUUUGUCCUUGCUCUCCCACCGUGAACAAGUACGAGGCGAAAGUAGUCGUCGAGAAAACUCGCAUGCAAAAUGGUGAACCGAGCUCUCUCCCUUCGUCUUUUAGUAAUUUUUUUCUUCUUCCAUUGUUGUUGGCAUCAUUGACCGACGGUUGGAUCGCCGCCCAUCAGGCUCGAAUGAAAAGACUUCCGAGUCCGCGAGCAUCAAUCCGUCCCUAUGUAUUGUUGGGGGUUUGUGCAGGCAAGGUAAAGGCUUUCCCUGUCCGUUUAAUCAUCCCAUACGCCAUCGUAAAUAACAUGAACCCCCCCGAUCGGUGCUUGUAUAUGAAUCGAUCAAUGCUUGAUUCUUUUCUAGGUCCCUUUUCGUAUGAGGUCCAUAGCCAUCCUCUCCUCGCAUGAACCGUCCACGCACAUGCCCGUGCCCAUGCCCAUGCCCAUGUCGUUUCCCAUGCCGUUCCGACAGAAGGUGCGUACACGACAGUGGUUUUCCCUUUUCGUUCCCGCAGUUCAUGGGUUACGCGAAGAAA
This is a messenger RNA of Sodiomyces alkalinus F11, 794 nucleotides long. RefSeq lists its product as hypothetical. NCBI's taxonomy places the organism in Eukaryota, Fungi, Ascomycota, Sordariomycetes, Glomerellales, Plectosphaerellaceae. The record is from RefSeq and is a predicted model, not a curated record. Bases 208 to 666 code for a protein of 152 amino acids. The transcript has a single exon.